Poecile atricapillus (Black-capped chickadee) is the source of this 2444-nucleotide messenger RNA. It is a transcript of the gene FJX1, whose product is annotated as four-jointed box kinase 1. Lineage: Eukaryota; Metazoa; Chordata; Aves; Passeriformes; Paridae. Bases 169 to 1449 code for a protein of 426 amino acids. The transcript has a single exon. Gene Ontology annotation, biological process: cell-cell signaling. The record is from RefSeq and is a predicted model, not a curated record.
GCCGGGCGCACACGGCGUGGGGCAGCCGCCGGGGCUCGCCUGCUCCCGCCGCCGCUCCCCGGGCGGCAGAUCCGGCCCGCGGCCAUGCGCCAGCGCUGCGCUGAGCGGCCGAGCGGCGGGGCUGCACCGCCGCCGCGUCCCGCGGUAGCGGAGUGAAGCGGCGUGAGGAUGAAGCGGGCGAGGCGGGCCGCGCCGGGCCCCCUGCCCGUGCUGGGGCUGCUGCUGCUGGGAGCCCUGCCGGGGCUCUGGACGGUGCUGCUGCGGCGGGAGGCGGCGGCGCUGCCGGAGCCGCGCCCGCCCGCCGGGCAGCCCCCGGGGCGAUGGGGCUGGGGGCGCUCCCCGGCGGCGCGGGGCGAGUCCGCCGGCGGCGGGCAGAAAACUUUUCGGACGCUGCUGGCGGUGCCGGCGGCGGCGACGGACCGGGAGGAGCGGGACGGCGAGGAGCGGCUCGCCGUGACCGACUCGCAGCCGCCGGCCGACACUGCCUCUCCGGUGGAGCGGGGCAUCUUCUGGAGCCGUGAGCUGGAGGAGCAGGUGCCGCCGGGCUUCGCGGCGGAGGAGGCGGCGGCGUGGCUGUCGGCCGCCCGCGCAGCCCGCGUGGCCUCGCUGGAGCGGGGCGGCUGCGGGCGCAGCUCCAACCGGCUGGCGCUGCUGUCGGACGGGAGCCGCGCCUGCGUCCGCUACGGCAUCAACCCGGAGCAGAUCCAGGGCGAGGCGCUCUCGUAUCACCUGGCCGGGGUGCUGGGCAUGCAGGAGAGGCUGCCGCCCAUGGCCCUCGCCCUGGUGGAAGCCCGCGGGCGGCAGUGGGAGCCGGUGCGCGAGGAGCUGCGCGGCUCGCACUGGGCCGAGGGCGCCGUGGUCAGCCUGACCCGCUGGGUGGACAAUCUCACUGCCGUGGUGGCUCCCGCGCCCUGGGGCGCCGAGGCGGGCGCCGGCCGGCGGCUGCAGCCGCUGUCGGCGGGGGAGCUGGUCGGGCUGCCGCCGUCGCAGCUGGUGGAGUUGGUGCAGUGGAGCGACCUGAUCCUCUUCGACUACCUGACGGCCAACUUCGACCGUCUGGUCAGCAACCUCUUCAGCCUGCAGUGGGACCCGCGGGUGAUGCGCCGCGCCACCAGCAACCUGCUCCGCGCCCCCGACGGCGGGCUCGUCUUCAUGGACAACGAGGCGGGGCUGGUGCACGGCUACCGCCUCCUCGCCAUGUGGGACCCCUACAACGAGCCGCUGCUGCGCUCCGUGUGCGUGUUCCGCGAGGGCACGGCCCGCCGGGUGGCCGAGCUGCACCGCCGCCGCAGCGCUGCCGCCGAGCUGCGCCGCCGCUACCGGGCGCGGGAGCCGCUCUGGGCGCGCCUCGGCUUCCUCUCCGAGCGCCAGGCCGAGCUCCUGCAGGCCCGCGUCGACUUCGUGCACCGCCACAUCGCCCACUGCCGCGCACAGGCCGCCGUGCUCUGAGAGCCCCGCGCGGCCGCGGCGCUCCGGCUUCCCUCUGCUCCCGGGCAGCGGGGCUGACUCGCCCGGCAGCGGGGCUGACUCGCCCGGCAGCUGCCGCGGGCCGGAGCUGACCCAGCCUGGCCACCUCGGUGCCCCGUAGUCGCUGCCACUGCCGGGGACGGGGGAAAUAAUGGGCUAUCUGCCUGCCGGGGCUGUCGAGAGGAGCGAUUAAUUCGCUUUGUCAGGAUCGCUGAAGAUGCGGAGUGCAAUCGGUAUAAUUACGGCCCAGCUCCACUCCAGGACUCUGGCCCCAGAGUUGGGAAAAUGACAGGGUUCAGCAUCUUCAGUGCUUUCCGUAACUCUCUUCGUGCACUCGCCCUCAUAAGAGACCCCAUAGGAAAGCAGUCGUCUUUUGUCUGUAUCGGGGUCGAGUAAAUUUUUUCCUUCCAACGAAGGCAGGCAGAACAUUUUUUUAUAUAUUACUCCUUUGGCAAUGGUAUAUUUAAGUAUGAAUGUUGAUGUUCAUAGACCAAGAACUGAUUGCACAAUAGGGGAGCCCCUAACUAGCAAAACUGCCCUAUUUAUGAAACUUGUUUCCUACCAAUUUUCUUUAACGAAAGUGAACUUUUCCACUGAUUGUUCUAUCUUGUUGAUGAGAAAUGUAUAGGAAGCCCAUAUUCCCUUUGUUCUUAGUUUUUUUGUGGAUUCAUUGGGUUAAACUGUUCCGAUUCUUAAGGUUUUGUUUGUAGUCUUCACGAUCAUAAUUUCAUCUCACCAGUAAAGUAACUGACUAAUGGGUGGCACAAGAAGAUCUCCCAUUUUUAAAAAAUAUUUCUGCGUGCUAAGACUUUGACACAAUACUUAAAAGUGGGAGAAAAACUGUAUCAUGCACUUUACUUUGACUUUUUAAUAUUUUUUUUUUAUAGAAGACCUUUUUAUUUUACAAAGUCUGCCUUUUAUGUACAUUAUAUAUGUUCGUAAACUUUUCUGUAACAUACUAAAGAAACUGAUAUUUC